This is a messenger RNA of Tupaia belangeri chinensis (Chinese tree shrew), 1691 nucleotides long. It is a transcript of the gene GAL3ST1, whose product is annotated as galactose-3-O-sulfotransferase 1. Bases 125 to 1402 code for a protein of 425 amino acids. Gene Ontology annotation, molecular function: galactosylceramide sulfotransferase activity. Gene Ontology annotation, cellular component: membrane. Gene Ontology annotation, biological process: galactosylceramide biosynthetic process; myelination. NCBI's taxonomy places the organism in Eukaryota, Metazoa, Chordata, Mammalia, Scandentia, Tupaiidae. The record is from RefSeq and is a predicted model, not a curated record. The transcript has 3 exons.
CCAGGCCUGGCCGAGCCGGGUGCCCCGGCGGGAGCACCCCGCCGCCCAGUGAGCGCCUGGGCGGCGCGGCCCGGGCCGAGCCAGCCACGCUGAGCCCAAGGAGGACGGGGUCCAGGUGCCUGAAAUGCCGUCUCCGCCACUGAAGAAGCGCUGGGAGUCCAUGGCCAAGGGACUGAUGCUGGGCGCCCUGUUCACCAGCUUCGUGCUGCUGUUGUACUCCUAUGCUGUGCCCCCGCUGCACGCCGGCCUCACCUCCACCAGGGCCCCGGAGGCCACAGCGCCCUGCUCCCCCACCAUGGCAGAACCAGAGGUGGUGACCGGGAUGAACAGCUCUGCGGGGGAGUGCCAGCCCCGGCGUGACAUCGUGUUCAUGAAGACGCACAAGACGGCCAGCAGCACGCUGCUCAACAUCCUGUUCCGCUUCGGCCAGAAACACGGGCUCAAGUUCGCCUUCCCCAACGGCCGCAACGACUUCGACUACCCAGCCUUCUUCGCCCGCAGCCUGGUGCAGGACUACCGGCCCGGCGCCUGCUUCAACAUCAUCUGCAACCACAUGCGCUUCCACUACGACGAGGUGCGCGGCCUGGUGCCGCCCAACGCCACCUUCAUCACGGUGCUCCGCGACCCCGCCCGCCUCUUCGAGUCCUCCUUCCACUACUUCGGGUCCGUGGUGCCCCUCACGUGGAAGCUCACGAGCCGCGACAAGCUGGCCGAGUUCCUGCAGGACCCCGAUCGCUACUACGACCCCAACGGCUACAACGCCCACUACCUCCACAACCUGCUCUUCUUCGACCUGGGCUACGACAGCGGCCUGGACCCCGGCAGCCCGCAGGUGCAGGAGCACAUCCUGGAGGUGGAGCGCCGCUUCCACCUGGUGCUCCUGCAGGAGUACUUCGACGAGUCGCUGGUGCUGCUGAGGGACCUGCUGUGCUGGGAGCUGGAGGACGUGCUCUACUUCAAGCUCAACGCCCGGCGCGACUCGCCGGUGCCGCGGCUGUCGGGGGAGCUGUACCAGCGCGCCACAGCCUGGAACAUGCUGGAUUCCCGCCUCUACCAUCACUUCAACGCCAGCUUCUGGAGCAAGGUGGAGGCCUUCGGGCGCGAGCGCAUGGCCCGCGAGGUGGCCACCCUGCGGCGCGCCAAUGAGCGCAUGCGCCGCAUCUGCAUCGACGGGGGCCACGCGGUGGGUGCUGAGGCCAUUCAGGACUCGGCCAUGCAGCCCUGGCAGCCGCUGGGCACCAAGUCCAUCCUGGGCUACAACCUCAAGAAGAGCAUCGGGCAGAGGCACGCCCAGCUCUGCCGUCGCAUGCUCACACCCGAGAUCCAGUACCUGACCGAUCUCGGUGUCAAUCUGUGGGUCACCAAGUUCUGGAAGUUCAUUCGGGAUUUUCUGAGGUGGUGACACACCUUGGCCCAGCGGCCCACCUGCCUGCUCACUGCAGAGGGGCUGAGUGGGGACCCGCUGGUCCUGGCCUCCCCUGGCCUCUCCUGGUGCCACCUCGGCUUCCCGGGGUGUGGUGGGGCUAUCCCGGGGAUGUGCUGGCCUGGACUGGGCCCAGGCACACACAGAGAGGGCCUAACCGAGAUCAGUAUUUGACUAAUUAUACCAUUUUUUAUUAAACCCUCCCUCCGUCCAAAAAAAAAGAAAGUUCUAUUCCCUGCCUCCCCUUAUAGGGGACAGCUCAAAAAUA